Messenger RNA from Sodiomyces alkalinus F11, 1394 nucleotides. RefSeq names its product pre-rRNA-processing protein PNO1. The transcript is spliced from 3 exons. Gene Ontology annotation, cellular component: nucleolus. Gene Ontology annotation, molecular function: RNA binding. Lineage: Eukaryota; Fungi; Ascomycota; Sordariomycetes; Glomerellales; Plectosphaerellaceae. The coding region runs from base 174 to 968 and encodes 264 amino acids. The record is from RefSeq and is a predicted model, not a curated record.
GCGAAUGGUGGGCAUUUGGCUUGAGGAGGUAGUCCCAAGUCACAAACACGAAUAACGGCAGACCAGAUCGCAGCUGAAUCCAGUGAACAACACUGUGGCUAUUUUUCGGAGGCCGUUUCAGCACGCUUUCUUUUCUGUUCACCGACCUUACUGGAAUCGCAUCGCCCAUCACAAUGCCCGCCCCGACCGCCCUCAAAACGGCAGACGAUGCCCCGCCAUCCAACCUUCCGCUCGACGAGCCCCAACAGGACGAGGAACUUCUCCUCGAUGCCCCCGACUUGCCCGCAGAUGUAGAUUCGGAGCUCAUUCUUCAGAAGAUUCCAAGGUCACGAGAAGGCGAAGAGGAUGGUGAUGGCAUGGCUAUCGACGAGGAAGGCCGACCUAGGUUUGCGCCGGGCAGAGACAUCGAUCCGGCAAAACGGACAGAGGUCCGCAAAGUCCCCAUCCCGCCCAACUGUCUGACUCGCCUCAAGAACAACUGGCCCAAGAUUUACCCUCCCCUCGUCGAAUCUCUCAAGCUCCAGGUCCGCAUGAACCCGCGCCGGAAGACGGUUGAGAUGCGUACCUCCAAACAUACCGCCGACGAUGGCGCGCUCCAGAAAGGCGAGGAUUUUGUCCGCGCAUUCGCUCUCGGUUUCGACGUCGACGACGCCAUCGCCCUGCUUCGCCUCGAUGACCUUUACAUUGAGAGCUUCGAGAUCAAGGACGUAAGGCAAGUCAUGGGUACCGAUGCUCAGAGCCGUGCCAUCGCCCGUAUUGCCGGCCGCAACGGCCAGGUCAAGUUCGCCAUCGAGAACGCCACGCGUACCCGUAUCCUGCUCGCCGACAACAAGAUCAGCAUUCUCGGCGCCUACCAGAACAUCAACAUGGCACGCCAGUCCAUCGUCUCCCUCAUUCUUGGCAAGCCGCCAGCGAAGGUGUAUGGUAACCUUCGCACUGUAGCUGCCAGGAUGAAAGAGCGGUUUUGAGGUCUAGGAGUUGAUCUUCCCUGGUCCCUGGCGGGAGGGGGGAAGAGGGCCACCAUGCAAAUGAUAUCACGACCUGGGAUUUUCUUGCUUAUUUUGGAGAGGGUCUACUGGACAGGCUGCAAUGUCCUGGACUGCCGACUGCCGCUCUGAUGGCGAGUGUUUCGUCGAAUUUGGCUUGCUCUCGGGCUGGGAGGAUAGAUUAGCAUGUCAUGAUACGGCGUUGAUGGGUUUAUUUUAUUCUCAGGGGAGAACAAAAGAAAAGAGAUGAUGUACCGGCUAAAAAAUCUUAGCCCAUUCUUCUACCACCCUAUUACAUAUGGUGCUCUCUUCUUGGUUUCUGCUAGAUGCUUCGAAAUGUUCAAUGGACUCUCCACUGGCACUUCCAUUACAGUUCGUGCAUUCAUCAACCAUAAAAAAAGCCCUGCU